Messenger RNA from Parastagonospora nodorum SN15, 285 nucleotides. RefSeq lists its product as hypothetical. The coding region runs from base 1 to 285 and encodes 94 amino acids. NCBI's taxonomy places the organism in Eukaryota, Fungi, Ascomycota, Dothideomycetes, Pleosporales, Phaeosphaeriaceae. The record is from RefSeq and is a predicted model, not a curated record. The transcript has 2 exons.
AUGGCACAACGAGUUCUUGUCCUUAGUGCCUCAGCAAAAUCCCUCCCCACAGACAUGCCGGUCGCCGUCUGCAUGUUAGAGCAGAGCGAGAGCAGCAACUCGUCCGAAUCUGGUACCAAUGAUGAGUAUCUUGGAAGACACCCCAGCAAGGCGACAGUUUACCGAGAAACUCUAGGCCCGAAUCGUCUUCUCCGACCCAGGCAAUUGGUCGGGAACAUUAAUUUCGGGCCUACACGAAUCGACUUCUCCACUGAUCCUCAGAGUGACAACUCGAUGGAACUGUAG